AUGUUGUUAAUUAUAAAAACGUUUAAAAAUAUUAUAUUUUCAAUUCGUACGCAGCUCUCACUAGUAACCCUUUCCCUGAUGGAGACGCUCAUCGACCUGAACUGCGAAGACGUGAUGAUCGAGUUGGUGUUCAAGUACCUCCUCAACGGCCACCACUUGAUAUCGCCACACAAGCACAAAUUAUCAGACCCAGAGAACUUUCGAGAAGCCGCGAUGGCAUUUCUGGACUUGCAACCCAAAUGCUGCCAGAGGCCGUUGGUUUAUACAAGGCAGUGGGUUGAUGAUAUGGCGUUAAGUGGGAAGAGAGUACUGGACUUAAGGCCUGGUGAUGAGAGCCGGGUGAACGGAGUGCACGGUGAUAUCGCGAUGAACAAUCUAGUCCAGGAAAUUAACUUUGAUUAUGGGAAUCCAAACGAAACACUAAUAGGCAACUAUCACGCGUACCUCAGCGACAGUCGUGUCGAAAUUGUGACGCGGACGAUAGCCUGCUCCAACUGGAGCUCGCGAUACGCGGCCGUAGCGAAACGAGAACCUAACAACAACGCGAAGGAUAAGGAGAUAGAAACAUCGCCGACCGAAGAUAGCCUUGUGUCGAUAUGCACCAGCGGCUACGAGACUCUGAAGACCAGUGACACAUCCGAGAAAGAGCACAGUCUCAACUCCCUCGUGGAGGAAAAGGAGGAUGUGGUGGAGAAGGAUAUGGGCGGGGACAAAGAGGAUGGGAACAAAGAGCACGACAGCCUCACGUCGUUCGGCGAGAGCAGUGGAUAUGACAGCUUCAAGUAUAGGGAUGAGUGCGAGGGUUACGCGGAGGAUUCGUUCAAGAAGAGUUUCGAGAAGGAGGGAGAUGACGGGAGCGACUGUGACGCGCCGGUCAGGAGUUGGAGGAUUAAUGUUGAAACUAUUAUUGGUCCCUUACUAGCUCAACUGCUGAAGAAAGUAUCGCUUCUCCUGGAAUCGGACGUAGCGACGAAUUGCCGUGUGACUAGCGUGAUAUACAAGCUAUGUUCCUUCCCAGAGCCUCUGCUCGUUUCGCUAUUACUGUGCCCAGCCUUUAUCCUGCCCAAUCUACCCUCCUUAUAUCAGAUCCUCAAUAAACUGAGGGAAGAAAUAGACGAGCUAGUGGAUGGCAUGGACAAUAUACCCGAGUUGGUGGACAUGGCGCGCGUGUUCCUCAUACAGCGCGAGAUGGCGCUGGUGCGGCGGGCGCUUACCAACGACGAUAAUAAAGCGCAAAGAGCACAAACGGGCGUCACGUUCCAAAGAAGUGAGUCGAAACGCCGCAGCCUCUCGUCCAGUAUAUCGAACAUGUUCGCCAGGAAGGUGCCGCCGUCCCCACCACAAAUCAACAUGAACUACACGCCGCUUCACACGCAAAAGCGUCCGGCGUUCACACAAGAGUCAUAUUGGAAUCAAUCGAUUAAACUCCGCUCGAUACUAAACGCUGUGAUCCUCGACGAGUGGCUCAAGGAAUUGUCGUCCUUAUGUCAAGAGCAGGCUCUUCGACUGUCAGCGGAGUACUAUGAAGAUGAGAGUUUCAUACGAACGUUGGCUUUAUGACUAAAGGUCAAAGCCUCGCAGGGCAAAGUCAAGAAGAAAGUAGUUUUCUUUGAACCGUCUGUUGAUACACAAGUAUAAUGCGAGGUUUUAAAUUACAAAAAUGUUCAAAAUUUAAUAAUAUACUGAAAUAUGUAUAAGUCAUUAUAAGGAAUGCGGAGAAAAAGAGGUUCGAAUAGCCAUGAAAGUAUAUUUUUUUCCUUCUUAUUGAAGGAAAUAAAAAAAUCUAUGUAUAACUCUGUAAAGGACUUAGCGUGUGAUUUUUAUAAUCAUAUCUUGAACGAAAUGACAAUAGAAACAUAUAAGAGAUGAAAGUCUAUGUUGAUUUCUCUCUUUACCGAAAAUAUUAAAAAUGUCUGUCAAUAUAAUAUAUCUGUAAAUAAUCAAGAAUAUUUAUCGUUGCAAUAACCCAGUGUUGUCCUUCACUAAAAUUUAUUUAAGCUGUUGUGUACCGUGUGUACAUUUAUAUAGAAUGAAAAAAAAAAGAUUUUUUAUGAAUCAGUAUAUGAUAAACUAUUUUUAGACACAAUAUUCAACAUAAGGCCACGUCGUAGAAAUUUAGUGCAAUAAAAAUACAACGAUGAAUGGAGGUAGGAAAGGAAGGAAGGAACAAAUAUUUUUAAUGCUUUACGAAAUUUAUAUUUUUAAAUCCUCGUGUAGACAUCACAUAUUUUAGGUUUUUUAUCUGUGAGGUUUUAUAACAAUUAAGACGCGAGAAAUAAGCGUGCAGUGAGUACUUCAAGUUGCCUUGUAUAUAGUGAUGUAGGUGUUUAAUAUUUUUAUCGAUAGUCGAUACACAGAGUAACAAAGCUGUGACUAUACAGUGUAGUCGGAAAUAACAAACGUCACGUAAAUGUAUGUCAAUGUUAUCUCUAUGUUUUAUUGUUACAAUAAUAGUUUUAUGUCAAUUAAAAUGUUUUAAUAGAAGAAUGACAAAUGUCAAAUCAUACUUAAUUCUAAGUACCUAAAUUAGUUUUAAGUGUAAUUAAUAAACUAAAUUUUAACGAGAAUGCCAUGAAUGUAAUUUUGAACUGUGAUUAUGUAAUGUUCAAAAAUAAAUUGGAAACAUUAAUUUAUUGUAAAUAUAAAUGAAGAUAUACCUUUUACAUGGACCUACUAAUAGAUUGUCAAAUUUCAUGUAAAUAUAACUUUAUCUUAUAGUUAUUUACACCGGGCUAGUCCACAUAUUUUAAUGUAAGAAAUUAAUACGUUUUUACAAAUAUUUUACUAAACUCUCCAUCUGUAUGUUUAUUUUUUUUGACAAGACAUUUUUGACAGGUCACAUUUUUUUAUCUGUUUAUUAGUGGGUCAAUGUAUACCGUAGAGUAGAUUCUUAUCGCAGUGAUUUUAUUAUAUUAACGAACUCACGUAGUUUUUAGACAUUUUGAGGUAUAGAGAUUUACGAAGUAUACAUUUAGAAUAGUUUUAUGUAUCAAUAGCGUUUUGAUCUUUGUAUUUGUUUUCUUUUUUAAUGUCUUAUUUUUUGUGUUAUUUUCGUGUAACGAUUAUUUUUGUGUGUAUAACGGUGGUUACGACAGUAGCGCUAAUAAUUUAAUCAGGAAUUAACAAAUUUGUGUACAAUAUUGCAUUUAGAUCAUUCUUAUUCUAUGAUUAUUAUAUUCAAUUUUUAAUAUUUUGCUAUACCACCCGUAAUUGUCAUAUCUGCGCAACUGCCACCAUUUCAAUAUUAUUCUUUGACAUUUUAUACUUCCCAAUCUAUAUAUAUUAAAUAAAUUUAAUAUAAUUAAUAAUAAUUUGCGCUCAAAUUCGUAAUAAAUCGUCCGUCUCCGUCCAAGGAUGUGAACGUUAAAAUUAUAAUAUUAAUGCACAAAUGUUAUUAUAUUCUUGAUAAAAUAUAACUUUGCAUUUUGUAUUGUAUAUCGCUUUUUAGCACUUUAAUAAAAUCCUUUAUUGUCGUCAAAUAAUCAAUCACAUAAAUUCAUAUGACUUUUACUUCUUUGUCAAUGUCACCGUAAAAUUGUAAGCUAUCCACACAUUGUGGUCUGUAAUAAUUUUUUGCAUUAUUAUAAUUUAUCGAUGUUAAACUGGUAUAAUGUGAAAUACACCAUACGAUACGAUGGGUUAGGUUAGGCUAUGCUUAAGAACUACACAGAAACCGGAGCCUGCGAUCUGCAUCUGACCGACUUCUUUUUUUAAUUAAAAUCGGCAUAAUACAUAACUGCGAUGCAUUUGCGUCAUAGUCUAAUAAAAAAUAAUGCGUUAAAUUGCAAGAAAAUUUUACACAUAACAAUUUGUCGACAGUUUACAUUUGGAGUUAUAUGAUUAUCUAACGGUUUAAAACCUUACAGCGAGAUAUAUGCUGCAUUACGUGUAUGCUUAAUUAUCGACUAUGAAUGUCAAUAAAUGUCACCUUGCCAGUACUACCACCGAUCUAAAAUAUUUCAAAAAACAUUUUUUUGCACAAUAAUGAAAGUUGUUUGGAUGCUUCACGGAAAUUUUAUACAAUUAUAUAUAAUGAAUAAAAUAAAAAUGU
Messenger RNA from Zerene cesonia (dogface butterfly), 4051 nucleotides. RefSeq names its product UPF0518 protein v1g243165-like. The record is from RefSeq and is a predicted model, not a curated record. The transcript has 7 exons. The coding region runs from base 1 to 1560 and encodes 519 amino acids. NCBI's taxonomy places the organism in Eukaryota, Metazoa, Arthropoda, Insecta, Lepidoptera, Pieridae.